Molecule: messenger RNA, 835 nt
Organism: Solanum pennellii
Lineage: Eukaryota; Viridiplantae; Streptophyta; Magnoliopsida; Solanales; Solanaceae
Product: transcription factor PAR1
Exons: 1
Coding region: 141-467 (108 amino acids)
Biological process (GO): regulation of DNA-templated transcription
Source: RefSeq, a predicted model, not a curated record
AAGUAGGCCCAGCUUCGUUGGCAUUGACAUUUCUACAACACAAACAAUAAUUUAACAGUCCACCACUUUCACCCUAUAACCAUUCUUUCUCUUCUUCUCUUCUCUUCUCUUCACAAACAAAAAAAGAAGAUCAAAUUUCCAUGGAGAGUAGUUGUAAUAGUGAAGAAUCAAGUGCAAUAGUAGCCACAUUUUCAAGAAAAGAUAAGAAUGUGUGUAAAAGGCAAAAAAGAAGAAGAGAAAGUGGCUAUAUUGUUAAAAAUAAUGAAGAAGAAGAAGAAGAAGAAGUGGAAGAGAAGAUUUUGGCAUUGCAAAAAAUAGUACCAGGAGGUCAAACACUUGGAGUUGAUAGGUUAUUUGAAGAAACUGCUGGAUAUAUUUUGCAAUUGCAAUGUCAACUUAAAGCACUCAAAGUACUUGCUAACUUUGUUGAAGGAAAUGACAAACAAAGGAUGAAACUUGGAGGUUAAAAUUGUCCCUUUUUUUUUGGUACAUUUUGGUUAGUAAUCAAAGAUCAACUUUAGUUUUUUUUUUUUUGAAAAAUUGUUUUUUGUUUUGUUUUGUUUUGGAGCUAAGGAGAAGGGCUAGUGAAAAUUAAAAACUAUGCACCUUUGUUCAAUUGUUUGGUUAUCUUAAUUUCUGUCCUUUUUUUUUUGUUAGGGUUGGGGUGGGGGUAGAGAGAUCUUAGAGAUUUCAAAUAGGAAUUAAUUUUCUUUUAAUUAAAUUUAUCAUAAUAUUGUGUUACUUUGGAGGAAUAACUAAUAGGAUAUGUAUGGAUUUAUAGAGAUUUUGAGAUUUAUUUAGUAAAUGAAGAUAUAAAUAUUACUUAUCGCGGCAA